UCCUAAUACCAGCCUUAAGCUUUUCUUUUUGUUUAAAAAAAACAAAAAAAAUAAAACAAAACAAUAACACACGGAGAGAGCAGCAGUUGUCAUUUUCAUGGCGUCAUCAGAAGCUCUGGUUAAAAUCUAACCCUAGCUCACCUCCGUCUCCUAUGGUCUCCUCUCCUGCAACCUUCCAUUGAAUUCUUCUUUUUUUUUUUUCCUUUUUUCUUUUCUCGGCGGCGAAUAUUCUAAGCAAAUUUGUCCAAUUGUCAAACCGCAAUUCGCCUCUGAAUGCGAUCCAAUUCCGCAUUGCAUGCUGACCAAGACGAAGAAGAAGAAGAAGAAGAAAUUUGAUUCAUCCAUGGCAGCGAAGAAGAAGGCGUGCGAGUCGUUGUCGAAGAGCUUGAUCGAGGAAGUCCAGAAAUGGGGAUGCAUGAAGCAAACAGGGGUGAGUUUGAGGUACAUGAUGGAGUUCGGCUCCAAACCCACUCCUCGCAAUCUUCUCUUCUCCGCUCAAUUCCUUCAUAAGGAACUUCCGAUUCGAAUUGCCCGCAGAGCAUUCGAGCUCGAAACUCUCCCCUAUGGCCUCUCUCUUAAACCUGCCGUUUUGCAGGUUCGAGAUUGGUAUUUGGAUUCCUUCCGUGACCUUAGAUCAUUUCCGGACAUCAAGGACUCAAACGAUGAGAGAGAGUUUACGCAAAUGAUUAAGGCGAUAAAGGUCAGACACAACAAUGUGGUUCCCAUGAUGGCUUUGGGUGUUCAACAGCUGAAGAAAGGUAUGAAUCAAAAGAUUGUUUAUGAGGAUCUUGAUGAGAUUCACCAGUUCCUGGAUCGCUUUUACAUGUCGAGAAUUGGAAUACGAAUGCUAAUUGGUCAGCAUGUUGAGUUGCACAAUCCCAACCCCCCUCCUCAUUGUAUUGGUUAUAUUCACACAAGAAUGUCCCCAGUUGAGGUUGCACGAAAUGCUAGCGAAGAUGCUCGUUCAAUUUGCUUUCGUGAAUAUGGAAGUGCACCUGAUGUUAAUAUCUAUGGUGAUCCUGACUUUACUUUCCCAUAUGUCCCAGUACACUUGCAUCUUAUGGUCUUUGAGCUGGUCAAGAACUCCUUGCGUGCUGUCCAAGAGCGUUACAUGGACUCGGACAAAGUUGCGCCUUCCGUUAGAAUAAUAGUUGCUGAUGGUAUCGAGGAUGUUACUAUUAAGGUGUCAGAUGAAGGUGGUGGCAUACCCAGAAGCGGCCUGCCCAAAAUUUUCACUUAUCUUUACAGCACCGCUAGAAACCCACUAGAUGAGCACGCAGAUCUUGGAGUGGCUGAUACGGUGACGAUGGCUGGAUAUGGAUAUGGACUCCCAAUAAGCCGCUUGUAUGCUCGGUAUUUUGGAGGAGAUUUGCAGACUAUCUCCAUGGAAGGAUAUGGGACUGAUGCAUAUCUCCAUCUCUCCCGCUUGGGAGAUUCACAGGAACCUUUGCCAUAAGCUUCAGAAGCUCUCUUAAUUAAAUUGUAAUUGUCCAAAAAAAAAUUAAAAAAAAAGGAUAAUUUGCUUUCAAUUCCUUGUAAUUGUGUACAUGUCUGAAUGAUUUGAGGGAAGAAGCUUUGGGGGUUCUGUUCUACAA
This is a messenger RNA of Morus notabilis, 1595 nucleotides long. Its product is annotated as pyruvate dehydrogenase (acetyl-transferring) kinase, mitochondrial. Bases 296 to 1456 code for a protein of 386 amino acids. Gene Ontology annotation, cellular component: mitochondrion. Gene Ontology annotation, molecular function: pyruvate dehydrogenase (acetyl-transferring) kinase activity. The record is from RefSeq and is a predicted model, not a curated record. The transcript has 6 exons. NCBI's taxonomy places the organism in Eukaryota, Viridiplantae, Streptophyta, Magnoliopsida, Rosales, Moraceae. Gene Ontology annotation, biological process: protein phosphorylation; regulation of glucose metabolic process.